Molecule: messenger RNA, 1366 nt
Organism: Gekko japonicus
Lineage: Eukaryota; Metazoa; Chordata; Lepidosauria; Squamata; Gekkonidae
Gene: IGFBP1
Product: insulin like growth factor binding protein 1
Exons: 4
Coding region: 59-841 (260 amino acids)
Biological process (GO): regulation of insulin-like growth factor receptor signaling pathway
Cellular component (GO): extracellular region
Molecular function (GO): insulin-like growth factor I binding; insulin-like growth factor II binding
Source: RefSeq, a predicted model, not a curated record
CAGCCCCGUGCUCCCUCUCGAAGCUCAGCCGGCUCUUGGGGGGGUGUCCUUCUUCGCCAUGCGGUCUCCAGGCCUGUACUGUGAGGUGCUCCUCUUCCUCCUCUGCCCCAGCGUCCACCUUGGCGCCGCUCUCCACGCCAUCCACUGUGCCCCCUGCACCGAGGAGAAGCUUGCACUGUGCCCGCCGGUGCCGGCCGGCUGCCCCCAGCCGGCCCGCCAGCCGGGCUGCGGCUGCUGCCACACCUGCGCACUCCAGCAAGGGGAGGCCUGUGGCGUGUACACGGCGCAGUGUGGUCAAGGACUCCGCUGCCGGGUGCGCCCCGGGGAGGCCAAGCCGCUCCACGCCCUCCUCCACGGGCAGGGCACUUGCCUCAGCGCCGCCGACACGACGGAAGCGACAGACUCUGUAGAACCAGAGGACGUGCCCACCCAACGCUCUGAACUAACAGCUGACCAACUGUUCAACUACCAGCUGAUGUUUCCCGUUGGCCAGGACAAGUCGGUCCCGUGGAACGCCAUCAGUGCCUACGAAAGCAUGAAGGCCAAGAGGCUGUCUGAACUGAGGAGGUGGAAGGAGCAGGGACUUUGUCAAAAAGAACUCUACAGGGCUCUGGACAAGUUAGCCAAAGCUCAACAGAGAACCGGAGGCGAGAUCUACAGAUUCUAUUUGCCCAACUGUAAUAAGAAUGGAUUUUACCACAGCAAGCAGUGUGAAACCUCACUUGAUGGAAACCCUGCUGGCUGCUGGUGUGUUUAUCCAAAAAACGGGAGGAGGAUCCCUGGAUCCCCCGAGAUGACAGGCGACCCCGACUGUGAACAAUAUCUGAGCACGCAAGAAUAAGACCUGUAAUAUGCUGCCAAUUUUUCACAAGUAGAUCCCAAAUCUCUUGCACGCUUAAGCGUCUUUAUUCUGGAGCCAAGACAUCCUUCAGCCGACUAAACACAUGAUUGGCUGACAGCCCCCCUCCCAAUCUCAUGCAUGCUUACUCAGAAGUAGAGAAUCCGAUAGAUCUCAAUGGGGACUUACUCCAAGGAAGUGCUCGCGGGACUGCGACUUUUAGGCAAGAACGUCAUCGUUCGUUGGGAAGAUCUGAGAAAGUCUUGUCUGCCUGCACUGUCAACGUUAGGCACAACGAUGAAUGGUAGCGCAACUGGCCCGUCACACCUCCGAAUGUACAUGAGCUGCUUUCAUAUUCUCCCUUAUUGCCCGGUCUACGACUGUGCAAUUAUUUAUUGUACAUGUUUAUUUUAUUUUAUUUUGGUCUGUUUUAUUAACUUAUAUACCUGUAUCCUUCAACACUUCAGAACGAUGCCUGUAAAUACUUUAAUGUUAUUCCUCUCGAAAGAUGCACUUCUCCCAGUUUCU